AGUUUAUAAAACAUUCAUCAUGUUUUCUGCCGAAGCCAUCAAUGGAACCGUUGCACCUCUGUAUGGAUCGAUACACUGUUCAUUUGGAUCUAAUCAGGACAAUGGACCCUGAUACUAAAAUAUCGGCCGUUUGCUGUGGUUUUCAUUUAUUCCAGGAUUGCAUUCAAAAGAGUACACAAUCUCUAUGUGAGCCCAAAACUGGUAUCGAAACCGCGGAUUAUAUUAUGAGUAUAAUCAAUUCAAUGACAAACGAUGUGUUGGAUUUUACGUGCGGACGGUUUGAAAAUAUUGAGAAGUGCGACAAAUAUAUGGAAGAAAAGGCUUGGAAUGCAUUAAAAGAGCCAAAAAGUGCCGAAGAAAUAGUGACCGAAAGAGCGAAACAGAAAUUUGUUUCACCGAUUCCUGCAUUAGUGGCUGUCAUCACAAACUAUGAGCUC
Messenger RNA from Medioppia subpectinata, 437 nucleotides. The record is from the annotation of a GenBank genome assembly. NCBI's taxonomy places the organism in Eukaryota, Metazoa, Arthropoda, Arachnida, Sarcoptiformes, Oppiidae.